Guyanagaster necrorhizus is the source of this 1397-nucleotide messenger RNA. Its product is annotated as rhamnogalacturonan acetylesterase. Gene Ontology annotation, molecular function: hydrolase activity. Bases 210 to 980 code for a protein of 256 amino acids. The record is from RefSeq and is a predicted model, not a curated record. The transcript has 5 exons. NCBI's taxonomy places the organism in Eukaryota, Fungi, Basidiomycota, Agaricomycetes, Agaricales, Physalacriaceae.
GGACCAGGGCAACUGCGUAACAUUCUCGUGCAGGUCAUCAGACUCUGACUGCUUGUGGACAUUGUCUCGAUCCGGUUGCUUUCACCCAAUUCUUUUCAGGAUUCUCGGAAAACCAGUGUGACAAUGCGGAUUGUGAGGCGAAUAUAGAACGAAUGGCUUAAAAGACCUUAAGAGUUUCGUCUCUGUACCCCAUCUCAAGUUUUCCAACAAUGUCUUGGCUUCCUAUCGUCUCGCUGUUGUGUGCUACUGGCCGUGCUCUUGCACAAACAGUUUACCUAGCUGGGGAUUCUACCAUGGCCGAAAAUGGCGCCGGCUCGGGAACGGGAACAGAUGGUUGGGGACAAUAUCUUAGCCAAUUUGUCGCAGUCUCUGUGGUCAACAAAGCAGUAGGUGGCCAAAGCGCCCGAUCGUAUAGUGAACAAGGCCUUUUCGAUUCUCUUGUUGACGAAGUGGAGUCUGGAGACUAUGUUAUUAUUGAGUUCGGCCAUAACGAUGCGUCAGCUGGAUCCGUUGACAAUGGAAAACAGGACGCUAUCGGCGAUGGCUACAACAUCACAGCGACUGUCACGACGUCGAGUGGCGCCCAGAUUCUCAUCCACAGUUUUGCGUACUACAUCGAAAACGCUGUGGAUGCGAUCCAGGCCAAGGGGGGUAUUCCUAUCAUCUCCUCUUUGACCCCCGACAAUAUAUGGGACGGUGACUCUAUUGUCGCCGGUGGACGGUUUGUUACCUACGCCCAAAGCAUUGGCACACGGAAGGGCAUUCCUUAUGUUGAUCAUUAUGACUAUGUGGCCCAGGCGUACAACGCUCUUGGAGAAACUGAGGUCACGACGUACUACCCCAAUGACCACUUGCACACAAGUCCCAAGGGCGCGUUAGUUGUGGCGGAAGCGUUUGUAAGAGGUCUGCUUUGCGGCGAUAGUACAUUGGCCGAUAGUGUCAACUCCGCCGGAGAAGAUGUCCCGAAUGGUUGUCUCUAAAAAUACGUUUCUGUAUGACUUUGGUGUUGAAAUCCAUUCUCGUUCGUCUGUUUCUCGCUCACAAGACCAUUAAGGAUUGCUUGAAAGCAUGAUCUCCCAUGCAUUCGUUAACGGACCGCAACUUGUCGCCAGCUGAUCCGCUGAAGAUCACAAGCCUCACCUUUGAUCGGUUGUGCAUGUGUUCUCGGAAAAUUAUUCUUUUAUGUGUUGCUGUAUGGAAAACCCCGCUUGCCGUGCCAAGACAUAUCAGAAUCGCUUUAUAUGAGAGCCUGAAAGGGUUUCAUGUAGGCAAUCAAUCAUGUUUUUUCCUCCUUUGUUAUUGUUACCUAGCUUUGCCACGUACGUGCUGGGAGUUACCGUCUACAUGGCCGGCGAUUCUACCAUGGCCGAAGGUACACGUUUAUAGGCCGUCUCCGC